Messenger RNA from Manduca sexta (tobacco hornworm), 7523 nucleotides. Its product is annotated as catenin delta-2. Lineage: Eukaryota; Metazoa; Arthropoda; Insecta; Lepidoptera; Sphingidae. Gene Ontology annotation, biological process: cell-cell junction assembly; cell-cell adhesion. Gene Ontology annotation, molecular function: cadherin binding. The record is from RefSeq and is a predicted model, not a curated record. Gene Ontology annotation, cellular component: nucleus; cytoplasm; adherens junction.
UUGUAAAACGAUAUUAAACGUUCGCGUUUUGUUCCAGGUGAAGCCAAUAAAGCCGUCAGUAUCAAGUCAUAAUGACAUCACAGUGUAAAGCAUUAACAAGCAAUUAGUAACGGCCAAAUGUACGGACAAUGAUAACAGCACCACAACAGAAAUGGAAGGUGUGAAGAAAAUACAUUCAGGCACACUGUAUCGCAACGGUCCGGUGGAGGGCGCGUACGGGCCGCAACACAGUCCCGUAUCGCGCUCGGACGCCUCCACCGAGGACGCGGAGCUGUCCGCCGCUUUGGCGCACCAGCACCAUCUAGCUAUGCAGGCGGGUGAUUAUCCAGUGGUGGGCGGCGGCGUGGACCCCGACUACGGCCAGUAUGUGUCCUCCCCUGCGGCCCACUACAACCACAUGGCACACCUCACCAUGGCGCCAUCGCAGAAGUACCCACACGUGAUGGACUCCGUAUCAGUCAGCGGGGGCGGUAGUUACGCCGGCGUGGGCGGCGCGGGGGGCGGGGGCCACUACGGCACAUACGGCCACUACGCCGCUGCCGCGUACCCCCCACAACCCACUUAUAUGGUGGACGCUUCGCAGGUCCCCCCUUAUAUGGCACAGGAAUACGUGGAAGGUGGCGGUAGUGCGUCGCCUCGGAGCGCUUCUCCCGGAGCUCUCCCGCAGCACAAUUUGCAUCUGCAGCAAAGGUACGAUUCAGCGUCGCUGGAGCAGCUCGGGCGCCAUUACUGCGUGACGUCACCGCGCGGCGAGUACGCGGGCGAUGCGUACGGGUACCAGCACUACCCCGCCGCGUACGACCCGCAGCCGCACCAGCCGCCGCCUUUCAAGGAUUCACAAAAUGGUUUGAGCAUGGGCAGCGCCGGAGGGCAAUCCAUGUACGGCGACGAAGAGGAACUUCAGAAGCAAAUGGCGAACAUGGCUUUGGUCCACGGCGGCGUCGGCGGGAGGGAGGACGGCGGCGGUCUCCAAUGGCGCGACCCGAACCUGCCCGAGGUGAUCGGCUUCCUCAACUCGCCCUCGGAUGUGGUGAAGGCGAACGCGGCCGCGUACCUACAGCAUCUCACCUACAUGGACGAUCCUAACAAACAGAAGACCAGGAGUUUGGGCGGCAUCCCGCCGCUGGUGCGGCUGGUGUCGCACGAGAACCCGGACGUGUGCCGCAACGCGUGCGGCGCGCUGCACAACCUAUCGUACGGCCGCCAGAACGACGAGAACAAGCGCGCCAUCCGCGACGCAGGCGGCACCGCGCUCAUGGCGCUGCUGUGCCGCACCAACGACAUGGAGGUCAAAGAGCUAGUGACCGGCGUAAUAUGGAACAUGUCGUCGUGCGAGGACCUCAAGCAGUCGAUAAUAGACGACGCGGCGCAGGUGAUCGUUAACAAAGUUAUCAUACCGCACUCCGGAUGGCAUCCUACCACGCCCGGGGAGACGUAUUGGUCUGUUGUGUUCAGGAACGCGUCAGGCGUGCUGCGCAACGCGUCGUCAGCGGGCGAGUACGCGCGCCGCCGCCUGCGCUGCCUGGCGGGGCUCGCCGAGGCGAUGCUGUACGUGGUGCGCGUGGGCAUCCGGACCAACGCCAUCGGCACCAAGAUGCUGGAAAACUGCGUGUGCGUGCUCAGGAACUUAUCCUACAGGUGUCAAGAAAUCGAAGAUCCGUUGUACGACACAAGGGCGCCACCUACACAGUCGUCGGGCCAGGCGAGGAUACAGGCGAGCGCUUCCAAAGGUGAAAAUCUAGGCUGUUUUGGUGGCGGUAAAAGAAGAAAAGAAAGCUCUUCGUCUUCUAACUCAACCAGCCCUCUGGGCAAGAGUGAACCGGACUCGCAGGCGCUCGAAACGGGCAACUCUCAGUUGGGCUACAGCGUGCCGAAGGGGACUGAAAUGCUGUGGUCGCCUGAGGUGGUGCCGCUAUACAUGGCGCUGCUGCAGAGCUGCUCGAACCCGGAGACGCUGGAGGCGGCGGCGGGCGCGCUGCAGAACCUCGCCGCGUGCUACUGGCAGCCCUCCAUCGACAUCAGAGCCGCUGUCAGGAAGGAAAAAGGUCUACCAAUCCUUGUGGAACUCCUGCGCAUGGAAGUGGACCGCGUGGUGUGCGCGGUGGCUACAGCACUGCGAAACCUGGCAAUCGAUCAGCGCAAUAAGGAGCUUAUUGGCAAGUACGCCAUGCGGGAUCUCGUACAGAAGCUGCCGAGCGGGAACCAACAGCACGAUCAGGGCACAUCAGACGACACCAUAGCUGCUGUAUUAGCGACGUUAAACGAAGUGAUCAAAAAGAGUGGAGAGUUCUCGCGCUCUUUGCUGGAGGCGGGCGGCGUCGAGCGGCUCCUCAACCUCACCAAGCAGCGGCACCGACACACGCCCAGGGUGCUCAAGUUUGCAGGUCAAGUGCUGGUGACGAUGUGGUCGCACGCGGAGCUGCGCGAGGUGUACCGCAAGCACGGCUGGCGCGAGGCGGACUUCCUCACGCCCGCGCGCGCCGCCCAGCCCCGCGCGCCCUCCGCCGCCAGCGGUCAGGGCACGCCGUCGUCGGGCGCGGGCGCGCCGCACUCGCCCAACAACGCCAACAGCACGCUCAGCCGGCCCAUGGCCUCCACCGGCGGCACGCGCUACGAGGACCGCACUAUACGCAGGCAUCGCGAGAACGAUGACAUGCCGACGAUGGACGUGAACACAUACCAAGAGGGGUUAGGCGUGGGCAACCCCAACGGCCGGCCCAUGAACCUUCAGGGCGUGCAGGCCUCCAUGCCGAUGCCGCCCAGCAGUCGUUAGCCCAACAGUGGGCCGUCGGACGGACGACGAUCCUCUUGAGCACCUCACGGUAACUCCAAUUGAUAACUGUGUAAGCCACGUAUAGGGCUGUACCUCGCAGAAGCUUACGGACUUGGGUCCGAAGCGUUAGUACCAAUGUAGUAUUACUGUUGUGUUAUUGAACGUUCCGGCUUUAGCCAUUAUGCGCUACGUAAACAUAUUUGGGAUUUCGUAACAGGUUUAUGUGAUUUUUGUUUAAAUUUCGCAAAAACAGAAUGUAAAAGUACCGACAUCAAUAACCGAUCCUAUAACCAAUCUUCGGAUUUAUCUCGUGAGCAUGACAAAAAAACUUAAUUCCGAUUGAUACAUUUUGUAGAUCGAUCCGAAGAUAGGUAUUGGGCUCGUUUAUUGCAAUCGGCUGAUAUUGACUGGCUUGGAAAAUACACUCAACUUGGUAAGCAUUCGCUCUGGCCGACAUGAAUAGCUGAACAUUCCAAAGGCAAAUCUGUCCUAAUGAAUAGUAACAUGGUAUGCUUGCAUCCAAUUACCAUUGUUAGUUCUUACACGUUUAAUCUAUCCUUCAUUGUUUGCUCAAUAGAAAAGCACAUGACAAAAUUUAUCAAUUGGAGUUACUAAGUGUAACUACAAGUUGGUGAUUGGCUUCGUGCGAGUUUGCCUUUUUUUAUUCAUCCCUAAAGCGUACAUACCAGGCGGACUGUAUCGCAACGCAUAGCACUGGAAUAAAUACGCUGGGUAACGAACGCGCCUCGUUCAAAAUUGUAUGAUCUCUAACGUUUGGAUAUUACAAGAAAUCUGAAAAUCGUUUUGUUGCAAUUGUUUUUGUUGUGUGUAGAGUUUGGUUGCCCUAACAUAUUUACCGGUUACCAGGCAUUCUCUUUGAUAUACUGUCUUUAUAUGGUUGUUAUGUAUUAUGUUUUCGGAGGCAACAUUUUUAUACUUUGCAGUAUAUUUAUCGCUCAAAGAAGCUAAAAUAAUCGAUUUAUAUCGAUUAUUAAGAUAUCGAUAUUCCAAGUCGUGGUAGGAGGUUUAUUGGAAUGUCUUGGUAUAUGUUGCUUCCCUGGCCGAUAUCCUACUCGAUCCAUAAAAAAAAAAUUAAUAUACGAAAUCGUAUUAUGUUUGAAUUUGUCGAUAAAACGCCAUAAUUCUCACGGAGCCAAAUGUACUGAAAUUUCAUGAGUAUGGACUUAUGUGCACAAGCAUUUAUUUUCAAUGUAAGCAAAUUAUGUAUCGUUAAAAAUUAUUUUAUUUAUUUUGUACUGACAAAUUACGAGAAUCGAUAGGCAACUUUAUUUGUAAUUAUGGUCUCGAAAAUUAAAGAUGUCGAAUUACAGAAUUAAUAAUGUAAUAAACCUAUAUUACUGUAGACACAAAGCUUUGUUGUAUUAAUUUAUUUCUCGAUAUUGUAAUGCAAUAUGGCUGCCUUCUAGGCACAUAAUAUAUUAUGAUUACAGGUAAUGAACCGUUGUGCAAUAUUUUGUUUUAUCUAAAAUUCUGUUAUUCGACAAAAAUACCGAAAAACAAAAAACAAUUUUAAACAACUUUUUAACUACUGUGCAAUACAGAACUUUGUUGUCGAGGCCUAAACGUUUUUUAAUUUCAUAUUUUUCCAACCAUUUUGAUUUGUACAGAUAUCAUGUCAAUUCCUCAUGUAUAUAGUCGUGCCAUUUCUGUAUUUAUAAUAAUGAAAUAAGACAGUUUUUUGUGCGUGUUGUGUAUUGAGGUUUUAAGAGUUGGGACUCAUCGUUGCGCAAUAGCAUAAGAUUUUGAUUCAGUUUUGAUUACACUGACGGUUUUCAAUUAAGGAAUAUAAAGCUCUUAAUUGAAAAUAUAAGGGAAAUAGAUAUGACGUCAUAGUAAUCAAAGUGAAUAGAACGCAUUGUACGCAUAAAGUUCGACGCACAUGAAGGCGCAUGACGUCGCUUAGCUCUGUGCACCAAUAGUGAAAGUUGUGCGAUACGUAUGCGCUUGCGCACGAAACUGAACGAACGCGUGCGUCAUCGUUUGCGUUCGGCUUCAUAAUCUUUAUAUAACCAUUAUACCGAGGGAGUUACUGCGAUUUACAUUGAAAUAAACAUUUAAAAUAUUCGGGAUUUGAAUAUUAUUGUUAUUAUUUAUAACGAUUAGUUUAGACACACCGUGGUUCCGUUGUAAUCGCGAUAGUUAUUUCUAUAGCAUUCUAAUUGUCGAAGUACUUCGUUGACUUUCAACGGGACCUGUGGGGUUAGAACGAACGCGUGAAAAGCGAACGAUUAUGUUAUUUGUAGGGUGUGUCACUGGCUGUAUUUAAUAAUAAUUUAUGAACGUUGUCUUUAAGUGUAGUAUGUUAAUCAUUCGGAAUGUGUACAAGGUUUAUUAUAUCCCAUGACUUAGUCCUCGUUAUUAGUUUAGAUUUAAGCGAUGCGUUUGUAUCUCGGUUUACUUUACACGAUGCGAUUAGUCGUAUAGCUUUUGAAACGUUCGUUCUAAACUCUUAUAGUAUUUAAAUAUUAUAAUAAUAAAAUAGAAAUUUUGUAAUAUUUUGUAUUCAUUCCACAACCCUUUACAAUUAAUGUAACAUAGGUGUCUAUUGUCCUCUAACGUUAGAAAUAAGGAAUAUCCGUCUCGUAUUUAGACAUAAGUCGCAUGCAUCGUGGGACGAGUUCGCUUGAAUUUAUUAUUUGUUUUGUUUAAUGCUUUGGGACGAUAUUUAAAUAUUACCCCCUUUCUAUCCAGUCGACAUGAUAUGACGUCUACUAUAUGACGAUUGACGAAAUAUUUCGUCAUAGAUUAACCACGAUUCGGGAUAUUCUUUGACGAUGGCGUAGGAUACAAAACACGUCUCAGUUGAGAAGACGUAUUGAGUGUAUAAUAUCAUAAUCUUACUGAUUAUCCUGCGGUCUUUAAGACAUUGUCAGUAUACAAAAUGUACUUGAAAUAAAGAAAACGCUAACAGCCUUAAAGCGUCGAGAAGCGAACAAAUAUUCGCAAGUAGAUAUAAAGUCAUUUGUGUUGUUCUUAAUUGCAAACGAUUGUCUCAAGUGGGAGGAUACUAAAUUAAUUAGCGCAAGCAUUCCACACUUGUUAACGUUGUAGCAGAACGUUGUAAAGUGAUGAAGUUUAUGGCACUUGAGAUUUCAAAUGAAGAGAUCAUGGCGGAUAAAAUUUCAUGAAGCUAAAUAUGGUCUUAAAUCCGAUUUGAGCAUGCUGCGGGCGAAUCAGAGUUACGUCAAUCGAGAAUUAUGAAAUAUUUGUGUUGUUUUUUAAUGGAAGUUGUGUCAAAAUAGCAUCGAGUGCAUUUUCCAUGUCGUAAUAAUUUUCAUUGGUGAGAUAAGAACGUCUUGUGACGUAUAUAUACGUCAAGUUUUGGUAAUUUAAUUUUAACGGGGUUUUUAAUUGACACAAUAAAUAUGUAACAUUUGCAGCUUCAUCCCCACUUUCAAUUAACAUCAAGAAAUAAUACAUAUUGCACAAUUAAGAUUAACGUAUAUUCACGUUUGUUGUUUUGACAUGACUUCUAUAUAUUAUAUUGUUUUAUUAGGAUCCAUAUAAAAAUAUAUUGUACGUUAUCAAUAUAUUUUACUUGUAAAUGAGUAAACCUUUGCGACCGUACCCAUGAGCACGGAUUUUGUGAAUGACGGCAGCUUUAAAUUUUAAUUUUCGACACAUUUCCCUCCGCAUUCGAUUUAGUUGUUAGUAUUUAUUUUAUAUAAUUGUCGGAAUAAAUUAAGUGUUUAGUGUUAAAAGUAAGGAGUUUUGUGAGAACAUUAUCGUUUUUGAUACAAUAUUAUGCACAAUAACGCAUUUUCUAUACGUCCGCUGCCGGAUGAUGUUGUUGACUGAAUAAUCUGGUACAAAACUACCCUCAUUCAGUGCAUUGUAAUUUUUUAAGUACCCGUAAUACGUGUUAAGGAUUUUUUGUAUAUUUUUUAUUAUAUGAACAAAUGUAAGCGGUAUGUGUAACGAUUAUUUCUCUAAUAACAGUUUGCUUGCCAGAGCAAUGUCGCUUCUAUGAAGCUAUCGAUUCUGUUCUACUUUCACGUUUGACGUAGACGUAAGGUUUUUAUUUAAUCACUUUUUAUUUAUCUUACUAGAAGAGUAUAUUAGACAAUUUUAGACAUUUAGAUGUAUUUGUUUUUUUUGUAUCUUGUGUCUAUAUAAAUUUUAUAUAGGUAUCUUAGGCUUGUAUAGGUUACGAGUAUAUUUUUAGCCAUUAUAAUAAUUAUUUUUUUAUUAAACUUCCAUUUCACAGUAAAGAGAUCUCUAGCCUUUUCCAAAUUUUAUUUUUUAAGAUAUAGUGUGUCAUCAUUAAUGUCCGAGGUCUUGUAGAGUUGCAACAUGAGUUGAGAAUAUAUUGUAGUCUGUGGUCAACCAUAGAUAAAAUACGCCUUUGAUAGUCUAUGGCAGAGACGAGUAUCUGUAACCUAAGAAUGUCCAUUGUAGACGAUUUACUUACAUAGAAUACUUUUAAAAUAUGAAUUUUAUAUUAUUUGUUUCUUGUCUCUGUCAAAUUUUAUCAAAGGGAACCUUUAGAAUUGUUGGAACAUUAAUACUCGAUUAUUUAUAUUUUAUUUAAAAAUUUUAUAUGAAAAUUAUUUAAAGGGAACAGUCUUCGUUUGUCGUUGCGACACAAUAUGUAGUUAUAUAAAUAAAUAGUUUGUCUUAUGUCACGUUGUAUGUAGAUUUAAUAGAACAUUAUUCUCUCUUGCGUAAAGAUACUUAUGAUUAAAAAAAUAUAUUAUCACAGAGAAUUAAAUGAAAGAUUUUUUGGUUC